ACACACACUCACACACAAGCAGAGGCUGCAAUUCAAGGAGAGACUGAAAUUUCCUCAGUGUCCUUAUUUUCAAGAGGGAAGGAGGCAAGAAAGACUCCAUGGAAUGGGAAGGCUGAUCUGGCAGGAAGCAGAGGCAUCUCUAAUGGAAUAAGGCAACAAUUUUUUUUAAAAAAAAAUCUUCUGCUCAGAGUUGUCCUGGAAGACCUUUAGCCUGGGAAAGAAGACCGAGCUUCAAGGACAGCAUUACAUUCUUUCUCCUAACCCUUAUUAUUUAAAAAAUGAUUGUUCUUGGCAUACACCUUCCAGCUUAGUUUUUCAAGUUAGGCACAACAUGGAUUUAUGUACCUAUUUCAGUGGCUCUAGUUCUGGAGGGCGGAAUCUGCUCCUAAAGUGAAAGAUAAUGGCUAGCCAUCUUCCCAGACAAGUAAAAUUUUGGACUGCUAAGAGGCUCCUCACCUCAAGCCUUAGUUUCUCCUGACCUUUCCAAAAAAGACUCACUUGAUCCAGUUUAGCAGCAGCUUAUCGAGAGGAACCUCUUCAAACAUUAGCUUUCUGGGAAACAGAAAAGGGAACAGUCAAAGACAGCUGUUUCACUUAUUUUACUAAUACCUGAAUGAUUCCAGGAGACGUUCCUUCUAGUCUGGUAGAACUGCAGAUAGAAUUACUGAGACUGCAAAAAGCAGUGACCUGAUUAUAUUUUUCUAGUGCAAUGAGAAACUUCUGCAAGGCAUCAGCAAAUUAUGUCUUCAGCGCACCGACACGAAAUAAAACACACUAAAAUAGGAGCACAUUUUAUCUUAAUUCAAGAUCCAGAAAUCUAGUAAUCAGCAGAUGCUGGAUAAAAGUUAUCAGCUUUGUUUACAUAUUUUUAUUAUAAUCUUUUAACUUCUCCAUAUGCAUGUAUGCAGGUAGAUUACACUCUUCAACUUCCUACAGAAAAAAAAAAUUAUUCUGGAAGCUAAACAAGCUACCAAAACUUGUCAGCUUCUCGCUUAGUUAGAACUAUUUUAUGGUCCUAUAAGUGCCUCAAGAUCUGACAAACUUGGGUUCAAUGUUCCUCGUUUCUCCAGCCAUAAUGUAGCAGUUUUUUGUCAGUGAUUCCUAUUGGCUGGAUUGUGUCUCCACCCAUUACUGCCCCUUCUUGAUUGGCCUCUCUUUGCCAUGUAGCUUUCACCUUGCCAAAAUGAGUGCAAACUGUGUCCAGCUGGGAGGAGAGCAGUUUGUACCCCAUUGCUCUCCUGCCAUGAUAUUAAGCCCUUUCCUUGUAGCAGUGGUAGUAGUCUUUGCCAGUGCUGUCACUGGUUGCCCAGUUCUGUGCACAUGCCGCAGCCAGGCCGUGGAUUGCAGUGGACUACGAUUGUUUUCAGUCCCACCAGAUCUUCCAUUGGACACCAGAAACCUAAGCUUGGCUCACAACCACCUCACAAGCAUCCCUCCUGGAUACCUUACCUGCUACUUGGAAUUGAGAGUAUUGGAUUUGCAGAACAACUCCCUUGUUGAACUACCAGUUGGACUCUUUUUGACAUCUAAGCACCUUUCGCAUUUGGACUUGAGCUACAAUAACUUGACUCAGGUGGUGGCUGAUAUGUUUCAGGAAGCCUACAGCCUGGUAUAUAUUGACUUAAGCCACAACCCUUGGCUGAAGAAGAUAGACCCCCAAGCUUUCCGAGGCUUGGUCCAACUACGUGCACUUGAUCUCAGCUAUGGGGCUCUGUCUUUCCUUAGCCUUGAAGCCUUAGAAGGUCUCACCGGCCUGAUGACUCUUCAACUUGGAGGCAAUCCCUGGAUAUGCAGUUGUACCAUGGAACCACUGCUGAAGUGGCUGAGAAAUAGGAUCCAGAGAUGUAUGUCAGAUACCCAACUGGCAGAGUGCCGGGAGCCACCCGAAAUGGAGGGUGCUUCUUUGGUCUCCCUGACAGAGGAGAGCUUCAAGGCUUGCCACUUGACCUUGAGCCUGGAUGAUUAUCUCUUCAUUGCCUUUGUGGGCUUUGUGGUUUCCAUUGCUUCUGUUGCUACCAACUUCCUGCUGGGCAUCACUGCCAAUUGCUGCCACCGUUGGAGCAAGGUAUAGGACCAAACAAGAUACUGAAUGCUGCUAUUGGGGGAGAGGAGCUUGGGAGACAGAAAGGAUAGUAAAAUCCCAUUGCUCUCAAUUACUCCCACUAAAAUCAAGAAGGUGGUGAGUGAAGUUGUCAUUCAAAGGACACCAGUCCUUUCCUUCUUCUUUUAUGUACUUCAGGUUUUUUACCCUGGUCAUUUCAUAGUGAGAUCUACCAGGUGAGACCCAUGAAGAUCUGAGAUCUCACAUAAAGAGCGAACUCUGCCAUUAGUCAAAACGAAGCAGCUUGCAUCUGGCAGAAAAUAAAAUUGUUAAUCAUUUAGAUGUGUUGCUGUUGCUAUUGCUGAUAAGGAACCAUUGCAGUUUUCAUCCCCAGGUGCCAAAUUGUUCCAGACAUGAUCAUCCAUUCAGGAAACCUACAAAUAAAGAUAUUCAAAAAUCACAUCUUGACACUGAUCUCAUCACAGAGUAACUUGGGGGUGAGGGGAAUAUAACACUGUGAUAAAAGGAUUGGACAGAAGAAAGACUAAUUGUCAAGCAGCUCUAAAUGUUUGUUUUUAUGAGGCUUUCAGAAAUACCUGGAAACCAGUUGGUACAGGGCUAAAUUAUAUAGAUGUUCAUUUGUAAGAUAAAAUUAUGUCGUGUGAAUUGUUCUCAAGCUCUGUGUAACUUGCCUGUGUCAACCUAUCAUGAAUUGCACAAAGAAAUGUUCAGGUUAUAUUUAAGGAUCCCAGUCGCAGAGCAAUCUGUACCUGUGUUGAAUUUUCUAUUCUAAUUAUCAAGCAAAUAGAGAUGGAAGAAAAAGAAACAUCAUUAUUUAACUUCUAAUAACAGUUUCCAGUAUUCUCAGUACUGAACACAGUACAUAUCUACUGGCUGAUGAGAAAAACAUCAUUUUAUGUCUUGUAAUUUUACUUAAUUGUGGUAAAAAAAAGUAGAUUCCACCACUCCUUGAGCUUGCUUGAUUUCUGUCCAAGCUAAUCUAAAAUUGUUCAAAUAACGAGCAUCAAGGUGCCUUUCAGUUUGUAAUUUCAUCUUCACAGAGGUUGGGGGGGGGGAUGAUCUAAAAAGUAUUUUUAGAAGUCCAGCUGGUGAUAAGAAAGUCAUAUGAUUAUUUAUGGUAUGUUAACCUGCAAUUCUCUGACAUUUGCAGCUGGCAAAACUGGUAAAAAUGAGUUGAAUAAGGUAGAAUGAAAAGUGGGUUAUGAAUUCUUAUGCAGAACUUUCAUUGAAUAUGAAAGUUAACACACACUGAACUCUUCCCCUCAAAUUCCAACUGUGUUAAUUGAAUUAAUUCUAGAGAAAUCAAUGUCAGUCACCAUCUUCUACAACUCAACUCUUGUGGGAUAGUUCUACAGUCCACACUUCCUCAACCUGGACAUUCUCAUAGAGGCAGACUGUAAGAAAACAUAAUAAUUGCCAUGCUUUUAAGGAAUUCUUGAAACAGACAUCCACACAUCUAAAGAGCACCCAGCUUAUAGAAGCUUAGCAUAAAUUAUGAGCUGUUUCAGUUGGAAUAGCCAUAGCUCUGAGAAUCUUUUAGAAAGAACAUGUUAAUAACCUAAUCCCAGUGAAUGGGAUGUAUUUCUCAUACAUCUGCUUCUUAAAGGCAGCCAUAUUAUCUCGCAUUGCAAUUAUGAUUCUGAAAAUAAAAAGUGAUUUUUACAGAAAAUCACCAAGAAAAUGAAUUAUGCUUGUUCUUCCCAUACUGCUUUUUUUCAUUACACAUUGCAUAUGUUUUCAAGAGUUGGUAUCAUGUAGGCAAUAAUAUCUCUUUCCAAUGUCCACAUAGCAACAUUUGAACAUGAAUCUUGUGGCUGAAUGUAACAUAAAAAUUUCACCUUGUGUGCCCUUGGCAAACUAACUCAUAUGAUGUGAAGAUUCUUUUUCAAGUAAGCCCAUGUUAUUUAUGAAAUUAUGGAGCCUACAUACAGUGCAGGUAUAUCAAGCACAAGAGUAUAUUAUUGAAUCUGAAUAAUUUGAGCGUAAACUGUAGUCAAGGUGCCCCAACCAGAAUUCAGCAAUAAAUUACAGAUCUCAACGCUAAACUUGUUUCAUACAGACUGCAGAAAAAAGAAUCUUUACUGCAAACAAAAAUGAAGACAAAUGAACAGUUGAUUGCCUACUACCAGUGAAAAGUCCAAGUGUUUCUUAACAUGUUCAAACCCACAGCUUUUUUUAACCACCAUUCCUGUAUAGCUAGCAAUAGCACUUACACUUAUACACCACUUCACAGUGCUUUCCAACCCUCU
This is a messenger RNA of Thamnophis sirtalis, 4311 nucleotides long. It is a transcript of the gene LRRC55, whose product is annotated as leucine rich repeat containing 55. Gene Ontology annotation, cellular component: voltage-gated potassium channel complex. NCBI's taxonomy places the organism in Eukaryota, Metazoa, Chordata, Lepidosauria, Squamata, Natricidae. Gene Ontology annotation, molecular function: transmembrane transporter binding; potassium channel activator activity; voltage-gated potassium channel activity. The record is from RefSeq and is a predicted model, not a curated record.